This is a messenger RNA of Peromyscus maniculatus bairdii (prairie deer mouse), 4610 nucleotides long. RefSeq names its product endothelin converting enzyme 1 (gene Ece1). Gene Ontology annotation, cellular component: plasma membrane. Gene Ontology annotation, molecular function: metalloendopeptidase activity. Gene Ontology annotation, biological process: peptide hormone processing. Lineage: Eukaryota; Metazoa; Chordata; Mammalia; Rodentia; Cricetidae. The record is from RefSeq and is a predicted model, not a curated record.
CUAGGCGCCCGAGCAGCGCGCGCCGCCCCGGCAGCUAGCCGCGCCGUGCGAGCUGAGAGCGCAUCGCAUCGCCCAGCAGCCGAAGCCGAAGCCGGAGCCCCAGCGGGAGGCGCAGCCAGAGCCGGGUCGUUCGGAGCCCGCGAGCAAUGAUGUCAUCCUACAAGCGGGCCACGCUGGACGAAGAGGACCUGGUGGACUCACUCUCCGAGGGCGACGUGUACCCCAAUGGCUUGCAGGUGAACUUCCGAAGUCCCCGGAGUGGCCAGAGGUGCUGGGCGGCUCGGACCUCAGUGGAGAAGCAGCUGGUAGUGCUGGUGGCACUUCUGGCAGCAGGGUUGGUGGCCUGCCUGGCAGCCCUGGGCAUCCAGUACCGGGCAAGAACGCCUCCAGUAUGUCUGAGUGAGGCCUGCGUCUCAGUGACCAGCUCCAUCCUAAACUCCAUGGACCCCACAGUAGACCCCUGCCAGGACUUCUUCAGCUAUGCCUGUGGGGGCUGGAUCAAGGCCAACCCCGUGCCCGAUGGACAUUCACGCUGGGGGACCUUCAGCAACCUCUGGGAACACAAUCAAGCCAUCAUCAAGCACCUGUUGGAAAAUUCCACGGCCAGCGUGAGUGAGGCAGAGAGGAAGGCCCAAGUGUACUACCGUGCGUGUAUGAACGAAACUAGGAUUGAGGAGCUUCGGGCCAAGCCCCUGAUGGAGCUGAUUGAGAAGCUUGGAGGCUGGAAUAUCACAGGACCCUGGGCCAAGGACAACUUCCAGGACACGCUGCAGGUGGUCACAGCCCACUACCGCACCUCCCCCUUCUUCUCCGUCUAUGUCAGCGCCGACUCCAAGAACUCCAACAGCAAUGUGAUCCAGGUGGACCAGUCCGGCCUCGGCUUGCCCUCUAGGGACUAUUACCUGAACAAGACGGAAAAUGAGAAGGUGCUGACUGGAUACCUGAACUACAUGGUCCAGCUGGGGAAGCUGCUGGGUGGUGGGGAUGAGGACUCCAUCAGGCCCCAGAUGCAGCAGAUCCUGGACUUUGAGACAGCGCUAGCCAAUAUCACCAUCCCCCAGGAGAAGCGCCGUGAUGAGGAGCUCAUCUACCACAAAGUGACGGCUGCCGAGCUGCAGACCUUGGCACCUGCCAUCAACUGGUUGCCCUUUCUCAACACCAUCUUUUACCCGGUGGAGAUCAAUGAGUCUGAGCCCAUCGUGGUCUAUGACAAGGAGUACCUGGGACAAGUCUCCACCCUCAUCAACAACACCGAUAAAUGCCUGCUCAACAACUACAUGAUGUGGAACCUGGUUCGGAAAACAAGCUCCUUCCUGGAUCAGCGCUUUCAGGAUGCCGAUGAGAAGUUCAUGGAGGUCAUGUACGGGACCAAGAAGACCUGCCUCCCCCGCUGGAAGUUUUGCGUGAGUGACACAGAGAACAACCUGGGCUUUGCCCUAGGCCCCAUGUUUGUGAAAGCAACCUUUGCUGAAGACAGCAAGAACAUAGCCAGCGAGAUAAUCUUGGAGAUCAAGAAGGCAUUUGAGGAGAGCCUGAGUACCCUGAAAUGGAUGGAUGAAGACACCCGGAGAUCAGCCAAAGAAAAGGCGGAUGCCAUCUACAACAUGAUAGGCUACCCCAACUUCAUCAUGGACCCCAAGGAGCUGGACAAAGUGUUCAAUGAUUACACAGCAGUUCCUGAUCUCUACUUUGAGAAUGCCAUGCGCUUUUUCAACUUCUCAUGGAGGGUCACAGCCGACCAGCUCAGGAAAGCCCCCAACAGAGAUCAGUGGAGUAUGACCCCACCCAUGGUGAAUGCUUACUACUCACCCACCAAGAACGAGAUUGUCUUUCCCGCUGGAAUCCUGCAGGCGCCAUUCUAUACCCGCUCUUCGCCCAACGCCUUGAACUUCGGUGGCAUUGGUGUCGUGGUGGGCCAUGAGCUGACUCAUGCUUUCGACGAUCAAGGUCGGGAGUACGACAAGGAUGGGAACCUCCGGCCCUGGUGGAAGAACUCGUCUGUGGAGGCAUUCAAGCAGCAGACCGAGUGCAUGGUUCAGCAGUACAGCAACUACAGUGUGAACGGGGAGCCCGUGAACGGGCGGCACACCCUCGGGGAGAACAUCGCCGACAACGGGGGACUCAAGGCGGCCUACCGGGCUUACCAGAACUGGGUGAAGAAGAACGGAGCUGAGCAGACACUGCCCACCCUGGGUCUCACCAACAACCAGCUCUUCUUCCUAGGAUUUGCACAGGUCUGGUGCUCCGUCCGCACUCCUGAGAGCUCCCAUGAAGGCCUCAUCACCGACCCGCACAGCCCCUCCCGCUUCCGGGUCAUCGGCUCCGUCUCUAACUCCAAGGAGUUCUCAGAACACUUUCGCUGCCCUCCUGGCUCCCCGAUGAACCCUCAUCACAAAUGCGAAGUCUGGUAAAGGGCUGCAGGACACACGUGGAAGAGGGGGCGGGGCCUGCUGCCAGCUCCUGGGCGGGGCUGCGCUGUGACCCUCCUUCCAGCCUCCAGGCCGCCGCCCAGCCCCUCAGCUGCCUAGGGCCCCUUCCCCACCCUGGAGGGUAUGCAGCCAGCUUGUCUAAGCCUAUGAUGGACCCAAGAUCUGACCCCCAUGAAGCCCUGGCAUCCCAGACACCCACGUGUGAUGCUAGAGGGCGUUUGUGUGUCGAGCUGGUGGGCCUCACUGACAAUGGCCAUGGGACACAGCCCCUCGCCCACAUAUAAUGCCAGUUAUACCACAGUACCACUGUGUCAAAUGCUUUAAAGAUAUAUUUUUGGGGAGACUAUUUUUUAAGCAUUAUGGAAUACACUGGAAAUCUUCAGGGAAAAAAAAACCGCAUUUAAAACACUUUUUUUUAAAGGAAAGAUUAGUAUAUUUAUUAUGUUCUCUUUUUCUAAAUAACCUGUGGACAAAGGAAGCCCCACUGAUUUACCCCAGGGGACCCCAGGCUUCUGAGCAAGCCCCCACACUGAGCACUGCUUUAGCCCAUCGUUGGCGUGAUGGUUCCUGCAGUCAGGAGAUGGAGAGGUCAGCCGAGGGGCCAGGCCUCUGGACGUGACCCUUCUCAGCUCACCUGCCCUGUCUCUGGAAUCCAACCAUGGGAACCCCAGCAAGGAUGGGCUGAUACCCAAAUGCUAGCUGCAGCAGUGCAAGGCCAGACUAGGGCCCUCCCGUGGGGGCACCUGAGCAGUCUGGGCUAGACCAUAGGAGCCCCUCAGGGCGGAGGCCCCACCCCAUAAGAUGCUCACUGUUCUCCAAAGAUGUCUUUCUUUUGGUCCCGCCUCUUCUGGCCUUGGAGACCUGUUGCCUCUCUGUAGCAAUUCCGACAUCCCGAGGUGGUCUGCCUCGCUGACCCUUGGCACCAUGGUAAAGGAAAAGUAGUCCAGUUCUCUCUCCAAGCUCCGUAGCCAGAGUUGCCCUGGCCUGGUUCCCAGGACCUCUUCUCUAGUGCCUUCCCCAAGGCUGUGGCCCCUCAGCUCCACCGAGGAGGCAGCCCCCGCCUGAAGCCCUUGGCUUUCCCCAUGGAGUCCUCAAAUGUCCUGACUAGAAGCCAACACCGUAACCGCUCUCCCAGGACCCCCAGGGUUACUGUCCCAGCCUGCCUACAGAUGUCCAGUGUGGGGAGCUGUUGACCUCUCUCAGGCUUCCAACUUCCUGUGUGUGGCACAGGAAUCAAACCAGUUCUUAGAGGUGGAGGGUCCCCUGUCAUGGGGGUGGAGGGCUGUGAGCCAGAGGAGGCUGAGAACGGUAGGUCCCCAGCCCCAUCUGGGCUACAGGAAGUCAUCCACCUAGCAGCAUCACCCAAUAGGAGAUGUAUGUAUGGGUUCCCACUAGGUGGUGCUUAUUGUUAGAUCUCAUGGUUGCUGUAGGGAGGCAAGCCCCUGUGACCUGUGAGCAGGGAGCCCCUUAGUGCCACCACCCAGCAGGCCACGCCCCCACAUUGCACAGUAACCCCCCUCCCCCAUACCAUAAUCCUCCUUGGCCAAGAAGCCCAGAAAUGUAGUCUCGGCCCUGCCCAGUUCAGGGUUGGCCUUAGCACUGGGGCAGGGAGCUGCAAGCUGGCCCCUGAUGGAGUUCCUGGUCCCUGUAAGCGCGUCCACAGUCUCAUAGCUCCUCGGGGAAAGGCCACACAGGAAGCAGGAAGGUGUUGGAGCCAUGCCCUGCUACAACAUAGAGAUGGACCUUCUGGGCCUGCAUCCUCGGCUCCCUUUAGUCCUCCCCUCCCUGCAGUCCUGCCUCCCCAUGGAGAGGCAGUCCUGGAAAGAUUCCAACACCGUGUCUAAAAGCCAGGGUCCCGAGCUGGGGUUCAGCAAUACAGCCAUUGCUCAGGGUGAGCGGGGCGGCCAUAGCAGGAAGGCCCGGGCUGAGCAGGGACGGAUGGAUGCAAAAACAGCCACCUGCCCCCACCCCGCCCCCAUCCCUCCAGACAUAUGGGAGAGGCAGGAGGAGAAGGGCAGCUGCUCUCGGAGAGACCCCCUCCUCUCAAGCCUGGGCGCUUCCCUGCGGGUACAAGGACAUGGGGUUUGGAGCUGGGGAACCUAUUUUUUGUAUUAUUAUGUUUCGUGCUACUGUAGUUUUGGUGUGGCACUAUUGUAAUUAAAAUAAAGUACUUGUACCAAG